ACUUAGCAAGGAGUGUCACAUGGCUGACCUGUGUCCUAAUGCAGCGCUCCUGCCAACAUGCUGUAAAAGAUACACACCCAUUUAAAUAUAAGCUCAAAUGAAAGGAUUCAAGCAUUUAGAGAUCUGUUGAGCAGCAGAGAUUCAAGAGGACGAAGUGUUAAGAGCAUUAUGGACUUUUCAACAACAGUGAUCUUGGCAGGGCUGAUCGUAGCUCUGUUGUGGCUGUUUAGUGUCAAAAACAGCAGAAAGUAUCGUCUGCCUCCAGGACCCUAUGCGCUUCCUCUAGUAGGAAACCUGCCACAGCUUGACAAAAAUGCACCUUUUAAAAGCUUUCUCAAGUUCAGUGAAACCUACGGUCCUGUGAUAACAGUGUACCUGGGCUGGCAGCGGGCGGUUGUUCUGGUAGGAUACGAUGCAGUGAAAGAGGCUCUGGUGGACCAUGCAGAUGACUUCACUGGCAGAGGUCCACUGCCGUUUCUGAUGAAAGUGACCAAUGGCUACGGUUUGGCGAUCAGUAACGGGGAACGCUGGCGCCAACUUCGACGUUUCACACUGACAACCUUAAGAGACUUUGGGAUGGGACGCAAAGGCAUGGAACAGUGGAUCCAAGAAGAGAGCCAACAUUUGAGGGAUCGCGUAAAAACGUUCAAAGCCAAGCCAUUUGACCCCUCAUUCUUGUUGAGUCUCAGCGUGUCCAACGUGAUCUGCUGCCUGGUGUUUGGCCAACGCUUCAAAUAUGAAGAUGAGAAGUUCCUGUCUCUUCUGCAGAUAACAACAAAAACCUUGAAAUUUGCUAGUAGUCCCUGGGGUCAGAUGUACAACGUCUUUCCCCGCAUCGUGGAGCAUCUUCCCGGCAGCCAUAACACUGUUUUUGCCCAGAUUGAGGAGAUAAAAGGGUUUGUGUCCAUGCAGAUCCAAGAGCACAAAGAGACAAUGGACCCAAGCUCACCGAGGGACUUUAUUGACAGCUUUCUCAUCCGAAGCAAUCAGGAAAAGGACAUUCCUUCAACGGAGUUCCACCAUGAUAACUUGGUCUCGACUGUGCUGAAUCUCUUCCUGGCAGGAACGGAAACAACCAGCUCAACCAUUAGAUAUGCCCUCAGUUUGUUCAUAAAAUACCCAGACAUACAGGAGAAAAUGCAGCAUGAGAUUGACACUGUGAUUGGACAAAGUUGUCCUAGCAUGGAGAACAGGAAGUCCCUCCCCUUUACUGAUGCAGUCAUCCAUGAGGUGCAGCGCUUUCUGGACAUUGUCCCAUUCAGCAUUCCUCACUACGCACUCCAUGACAUCUCUUUCAGGGGUUACACAAUCCCCAAGGACACUGUGAUUAUUCCUUUGCUUCACUCUGUGCUGAAAGACGAAAAGCAUUGGGAGACUCCCUGGACCUUCAACCCUAAGCACUUCCUGGACCAGAAUGACAACUUUAAGAAAAAUCCUUCUUUCAUGCCUUUUUCUGCAGGGAAGAGAGGCUGUGUUGGCGAGUCUCUGGCUCGUAUGGAGCUUUUUAUCUUCAUAGUGUCACUGCUGCAGAAUUUCACUUUUUCCUGCACUGGAGGCCCCGACACUAUCAACCUCAAUCCAGAGUUCAGCAGCUUCGCCAAUCUGCCUCGCUCCUCCGAGAUCAUCGCCACGCCGCGUUGAGAACAGGAAGUCCAUUUAGACUGAGCCUAUCAUUGAUUGAAGCAUUCUGAGUCAAGGACAACUCGAUAACAUAUAUUGCUUUUUUGUGAUUUUGCACUGUUUGCUGUAAAGAUGAUGUUUGCUGUUACCUGGCGGACACAUACUCUAAAGAUACAACAUAAGGGAACAGCCGGAAUGAUUAUGCAUCCUCUUGUCUUCUGCUUCGGUUGUCUUUUAACAAUUUCUUAGUUACUCUAUUAACUAUCAACAUGCCGUCUUAAACAAAAACAAAAAAAAGUAUUUCUGAAAUAUGGAUUUGUAUGCAUACACAUGGCAAUAGAUUACUUCUGUAUACCUGUUGGAAAGUC
Messenger RNA from Trematomus bernacchii (emerald rockcod), 1988 nucleotides. RefSeq names its product cytochrome P450 2G1-like. Gene Ontology annotation, cellular component: cytoplasm; intracellular membrane-bounded organelle. The record is from RefSeq and is a predicted model, not a curated record. NCBI's taxonomy places the organism in Eukaryota, Metazoa, Chordata, Actinopteri, Perciformes, Nototheniidae. Gene Ontology annotation, biological process: xenobiotic metabolic process. The transcript has 10 exons. Gene Ontology annotation, molecular function: oxidoreductase activity, acting on paired donors, with incorporation or reduction of molecular oxygen, reduced flavin or flavoprotein as one donor, and incorporation of one atom of oxygen; iron ion binding; heme binding. The coding region runs from base 169 to 1641 and encodes 490 amino acids.